AUGGAGUUAGCGGAGAUUAAGAAAGUUAGUGUUGACAAUUUAAAGGAGUUUUUAGUUGAAAAUCACAAACAGUUUAGCGUUCUUAAUGUUUCGUUGAAAAGCAUUGCUAGCACGAAACGAACCAAUAUCACACUAAGCAAAAACAGUGUUCGGUCAUUUUAUAAGCAAGAACCAAAAACUAGUCUAACCGAAAAAGUGCGAAAGUUGGAAAAAGACUUAAAAGAUGAUUGCUUAACCGACGCCCAAAAUUGUGCUUACUUCAAAUACUUCAACCGGAAAGAAAAGCGGUUAUACAUUAGAUUUUUAGAUAAAAUUGAGGCUAAUUUUGAAGGAACGGAGGCCAGACAACCUGCCCUUUUUCUCACUCUCACUUUUAACACUACGCAAGAUAAUUUAUACGCUUUCACUACGAACGCCGACCCUAACCAUGAAUGCUGA
Cetraspora pellucida is the source of this 438-nucleotide messenger RNA. The record is from the annotation of a GenBank genome assembly. Lineage: Eukaryota; Fungi; Glomeromycota; Glomeromycetes; Diversisporales; Gigasporaceae.